AUGACUCUAUUCUCUUGGUUGAUUUCUGCCUUGUGGUCACGCUCUGUCAUCGCUCAAGCCUCAGUCCCUCUGUCAUGGGCUCCGAAAGAUUUCCCAAUUACGGGCCAAAAGACCAAUGCGCCUGCACUGAAUCAUUAUAACGCUACGUCGACUCUCGCGUACCAGUCAGAUGAUGUGACAGCGGUGAAUUGUCAUUCCACCUGGUUCUUCAUCACGACCAUGGACAACAAGAAACACCAUCUCUCCAACAUCAUCUGCCUCGAGGGCAGAGAUCUGUUGCGUGUCUACAGCGUGUAUUCUGAUUUGUCCAAUACUUCUGUCCCGUUUCAAGCCACCGUUCGCGCGGAACCAGUCACUGCUCGCGAGGACCGACUUUCAAUUACUAGUCAUACGCAGAAUAUAUCUGUUGAGACAGCUGCAGAGCAACACACCUUCAUGAAUUGGGUCACUGAGUACGAUGCAGUACGAGUAGACGCGCAACUCAUGCCUGCAGGUUCAAACUUCUAUCUUGCGGGCAGCGGAGGUGUUCAACUGCCCCCGUCUCCUACUCAGGUAGACCCGUUCGCAGGAUUUCCAGGCUUCUCAUGGUAUUGGACAAACCCGAACCUUCGCAUCAACGGCACCUUCACAGUCAACGGUGUCACCUCCCCAAUCGACAGCACGCAGUCAUUCGCCCACUACGGACGUCAGUACGGCUACUUCGCCUUACCCAGCGUCUACUGGGCCGUUUGGCUCCGGUUUCCCACCGGAGAAAUGCUCAUGUCUUGGAACAUUUUCCCAGACAGCAACGGUCACCACUCAUCAGCUUGGGCAUCGAUCUGGCAUCCCAAUGGAUUAGUUGAGUAUCUUCCUGUCGGAGGAAAGACUUCCGCUUCCGAUGUUUCGACGAGUGCGAGUGGGAGGCAAUAUUGGAAUUCGUUCGUGUUGGAUUUGCCGGCGAUUAACUCGAGUCUUGAAAUUCAACAAUGGACGCGAAAUGCGGAGUUUGUAGCAGAUGGGUCGCCAUUGAAUUUGACUGAGAGUUAUGCAGAAGGCAGUGGAGUUUGGAGGGGCAAGUGGACGACUUUUGUUGCACAUGUGGAGCAGGCUGGUGCGAAGACAGAACGAUGA
This is a messenger RNA of Cercospora beticola, 1110 nucleotides long. RefSeq lists its product as uncharacterized. NCBI's taxonomy places the organism in Eukaryota, Fungi, Ascomycota, Dothideomycetes, Mycosphaerellales, Mycosphaerellaceae. The record is from RefSeq and is a predicted model, not a curated record.